This is a messenger RNA of Talpa occidentalis (Iberian mole), 922 nucleotides long. It is a transcript of the gene KLRF1, whose product is annotated as killer cell lectin like receptor F1. NCBI's taxonomy places the organism in Eukaryota, Metazoa, Chordata, Mammalia, Eulipotyphla, Talpidae. The coding region runs from base 93 to 749 and encodes 218 amino acids. The transcript is spliced from 6 exons. The record is from RefSeq and is a predicted model, not a curated record.
AGGACAAGAUCUGAUUAGCAGCAGGUUAUUCUCCUUGUUCUUUAAAAGCAAACAAGAGCAUAUACAUACAAAGCCCUUCACUCACACUGAAGAUGCAAGAUGAAGAAGGAUACAUGGCAUUGAACAUACAACUGAAAAAGAGGAGCUCUAGCCAAGCAUCCCGACUUAAAUUUAAAGAUUAUUCUGUGAUGUUGCGCUGGUAUAAAAUCUUUUUGGGAAUAUCUGGAACAGUAAAUGGCAUUCUGGUUUUGAUUUUCAUCUCCCUGAUCUUACUGGUUUCUCAGGGAAUGUUGCUUACAUGCCAAAAUGAAAACAAUUCAAAUGCCACCCAGCAUGAUGACACUGGAAACCUUAAAGUAAAUGGUGACAAAAGAGGAAAUAUAAGGGGAUUGUGCCCAUCAGGAUGGCUCAGAUAUGAACAUAAGUGUUACUGGUUCUCUAAUGAAAUGAAAAGUUGGAAAGGCAGUUAUGAGUAUUGUCUGGAAAGAAAAUCUCGUCUCUUAAUCAUAUCUGACCAGCUCGAGAUGGCUUUUAUACAGAAACACCUAAAACAGUCAAACUAUAUGUGGAUUGGGCUUAGCUUUACCUCCAUAACAAGAACAUGGACCUGGUUGGAUGGUUCUCCAUUAGAUUCAAAGAGAUUCUCCAAAAAAGGACCAGAUGAAAAAAAUAGCUGUGCUGCCAUCAGGGGAAACAAUAUUUACUCUGAAACCUGCAACAGUGUUCUCAAAUGGAUUUGUCAAUAUUAGGAACUGGAAAAAUACUGAUAGUGAUUUUUUUUGACAACAUGGAUGGAAGUGGAGAGAAUGAUGCUAAGCGAAAUAUGUUAGAAACAGAAAAACAAAUACAAGAUGGUCUCACUUAUAUGUGGAAUAUAGAGAAAUAAAAUGGGUUAGUCUUAGUGUUACUUGACAUUCAUAAC